GGGAGGGGCAGGAGAGAGGGGAGGAAGAAGCACCGCAGGUGAGCCAGGUGGUCUCAGCCCCUGUCCGGGCACCUGUGCCAAUGACCCUAGUGGUGGUUUCGCUUUCUCCUGUCUCGGCGGUGUGAACGUGUGUCUGCAGCGUGAUGGGCAACCAGGUGGAGAAACUGACCCACCUAAGUUAUAAGGAAGUUCCCACAGCCGACCCGAUGGGCGUUGACCGAGACGACGGGCCCCGCAUCGGGGUCUCCUAUAUCUUCUCCAAUGACGACGAGGACGUGGAGCCGCAGCCGCCACCCCAGGGGCUGGAUGGCGGUGGCGGCUGUUUGCCCGACGGCGGGGAUGGGCCGGCACUACCCCCGCCACAGCCCUACGACCCGCGGCUGCACGAGGUGGAGUGCUCCGUGUUUUACCGCGACGAGUGCAUCUACCAGAAAAGCUUCGCCCCGGGCUCCGCUGCGCUGAGCACCUACACUCCCGAGAACCUGCUCAACAAGUGCAGGCCUGGUGACCUGGUGGAGUUCGUGUCGCAGGCGCAGUACCCGCACUGGGCUGUCUACGUGGGCAACUUCCAGGUGGUGCAUUUGCACCGGCUGGAGGUGAGCAAUAGCUUCCUGACGGACGCGAGCCAGGGCCGGCGCGGCCGCGUGGUGAACGAUCUGUACCGCUACAAGCCGCUGAGCCCCAGCGCCGUGGUGCGCAACGCGCUGGCGCAAGUGGGCGCCAAGGAGCGCGAGCUGAGCUGGCGCAAUUCCGAGAGCUUCGCCGCCUGGUGCCGCUACGGCAAGCGCGAGUUCAAGAUCGGCGGCGAGCUGCGCAUCGGCAAGCAGCCCUAUCGGCUGCAGAUCCAGCUCUCUGCGCAGCGG
Vicugna pacos (alpaca) is the source of this 863-nucleotide messenger RNA. The record is from RefSeq and is a predicted model, not a curated record. NCBI's taxonomy places the organism in Eukaryota, Metazoa, Chordata, Mammalia, Artiodactyla, Camelidae.